GGCGGGACCGAGACCCACGGAACGCGCGUGAAGGGGCUGAAGACCCGGCGGAAACUCGGAGAAUCGCGCGUGAGAACCGCUCCCCCAAUCCCCACCCCAACUGCCGAGGGGCGCCAGAGCUGUGGGAGCCUUCGGAGCGCCAGGGUCCCGCGCGCCGGAGGCCCGGAGGAGAGACCCGGCUGUCGCCGCAUCCUGCGCCGGGAUGUCCCAGCCAACUCUUGGCGCUCGCUGGCCCGCGCGCCCUGAGGUCUAUGCGGCCCCGCCGCAGAUUGAUCCCGCAAUUAUUUAAAAGCCGGGGCUGUCUCCUCCCCCUUCGCCAAGGAGGCUGGCGCGCCGUUUCCGGACGAGUGGAGGCGCAGCGACAAGCCGCUGACCACGAUAGCAGCUAGCGGACCGCGCUCCGCUUUGGGCUGCGCGUCUGUCCGUCUGGCCCAGCGGCUCAGUCCUUGUGUCCCGCGCGGGGCCCGCCUCCUCGGCCCGGGACCGUUCGCAGCCAAUUAGGCGCGCGCGCUAACGAGGGCGGCGGAGCCCCGCGGCCGCCUGCAGGCGCACGUGUGUUUGGCGUGUGGGCGCGUGGGCGCCUCCGGCGGGGCUGCCAUAAAUGAGCCGGCCGGGCGCGGCGGGCGCCUAAGGCGGCGGCAAAGGCAACGCCAGGCAGCACCGGCCGAGCGCGGGGCGCGGCGCCGAGAGCUGGCGGAGCAGCGGCCACCUGCGUCGGGUCGUUUGGCGGUGCCGGGGCCGCCAAGGAUGGGAGCCCAGUAGGCGGCAGGGCCCGAGCGGCCGGAGCGGCGGGAGGCCGGCAUGAGUGUUAGCGGUCCCGCGGCUGCUGGCGACGGUCCUGCGCUGCCGCCGCCUCCUGGUCCCGGUUCAGGGCCCGCACCGCCCGCUCCCACCGCCGCUGCCCGGGACGCUAUGGACGGGCGCGCGGAGCUGCCGGCCUUUCCCCGUGCUGGAGCCCCGCCGCUCGCGGCCAGCGACACUGUGCCUGUGGCGCCCGAGGGGGCUGGAGCGGCCCGGCCCGCCGCGCCCCCACGCCCCACCUCCUUCUCGGUACUGGACAUCCUGGACCCCAACAAGUUCAACAGCAGGAGGCGUCGCUGCAUGCUGCUGGGCCCAGUGGCGCCCGCUACGUGCGCCCCGUGCACUUCGUCCCCGUGCGCCCCUGCACCCGCAGCCUCCGGACGCCCGCCACGAGCAGAGGAGCUGGAGCGCCGCGCCCUCGCCAGCGCCGGGGGAGUCGCGGGAGCUGAGCCGCCGAACGCCGGCGACCCCUACAAGACUGGGGAGGCGGAGACCAACGACGCCAACGGCUACAGCAGCGGCGGCGGCGGCGGCCGGAGCCCGAGCGCGGACAGCGGGGACGAGGCUCCCGACGACGAGGACGACGACGAGGACGAGGCACCCGAGACAGAGGCGGCGCGAGGCGCGGAGGAGGCGCGGGGAGGAGGCGGCGGCGGCCUCGGGGCCCGCGGGUCGGGCUGCCCGGGCGCCGCUGAGGCCGACGCGUCCCCCGGCGCUGUCGACGCCGCGGCCCACGGACCCCGCGGGAACUCUCCCGGAGCCCCGGGCCCGCCCGGAGUUUCCGCGGCGCCGGGGGCUGCGGGGACCACCCCUCAGGGCGCGGCGACCACGACGAAACCCAAGCGGAAGCGCACGGGGUCCGACUCCAAGUCGGGGAAGCCGCGGCGAGCGCGCACCGCCUUCACCUACGAGCAGCUCGUGGCGCUGGAGAACAAGUUCAAGGCCACGCGCUACCUGUCUGUGUGCGAGCGCCUCAACCUGGCGCUGUCGCUCAGCCUCACCGAGACGCAGGUGAAAAUCUGGUUCCAGAACCGCCGAACCAAGUGGAAGAAGCAGAACCCGGGCGCCGACACCAGCGCGCCGACCGGAGGCGGCGGGGGAGCGGGGCCGGGGGCUGGGCCCGGCGCGGGGCUGCCCGGCGGCCUCAGCCCGCUCAGCCCCUCUCCGCCCAUGGGCGCCCCGCUCGGCAUGCACGGCCCAGCCGGGUACCCCGCGCACGGCCCCGGCGGCCUGGUGUGCGCCGCGCAGCUGCCGUUCUUGUCCAGCCCGGCCGUGCUCUCGCCCUUCGUGCUGGGCUCGCAGACCUACGGGGCGCCCGCCUUCUACGCGCCGCACCUCUGAGCCCCGGCGCGCUCGCGUCCUCUAGGCCGCCCGCAGGGCCCGGCAGUUUUCUACGAUUCCAGUCGUUGACUCUGUAUAUAACCCAUUGCUACCGAAGAGUUUUAAAUUUAUAAAUGACCAUGCGGGUUGGGGCCGUGUAGGGGCUCCCGCAGGCUCGGCCCGCUGCGAAGCACUUUGCGGAACUUCAACUCAAUCAAUAAACCGCAGGCGGCCGCGCUUGGGUCUCCCAGGCUCCCGCGCGGCCCUCCGCCCGACCGGGGCUACCCCUGAGUCCUCUCCGGUGGGGACCAAGGCACCUCGGGAGUUACGUCUCGCGCCGGACUCCAGCCUGUUUUCCCACCGGCCUGGUGUCCCGCGGCGGGAAUCCGGGCCUCUCCACUGCUGCCUGCCCGUGGUCGUGGGCUUGGAGCUGGGCGCAGGGGCUCACCCGCCACGCAGGCUGAGGCUCAGGUCCCUGCGUCCCCCUCCCUGAACCCCCAGAGCGAAGAUCACAGGUCCGGGACAGUGACCAGCUUCCCACGCUGGCAGCCCUGCUCCGGUCUCACAGCUCCGAAGAGCGCCGGGCUGGGCGUUUCAGCUUGGGGGCAGUGUCAGCUUCCUGGAGGAAGGAGCUCCACCUGCUUCCCCCCGGGGAGGAGACGGGGCUGGCCCGGCGCAGCUACCCGCCCAAGAGCGUCCCAGCUGCAUUCAGAGACCCAAGGCCACCUCUUCUCCAACGACUCUGGAAACGGUCCCCACCUCCCUGAGCAGGCUGUAGGAGCCCUGGGGGUUGGGUGUUCGUCUUGAGCUGGGCUCCGGGAGGCGAGAGGUAGAGAGGCGCCUCGCUUGGGCGGCAUCCUGGAUGCAAAAGCUGAUGCUUCCAAGCCGGGAAGGGCGGCUUGGGGAGAGUUCAGAGCCCCAGAAGGGGUUGGGAGGUGGCGUGAGACAGCGGCCACGGCCAGGCAGGUGCCAACCCUCUUCUGCCACUGGCCGGUGUCCUGGGCCCUCCUUUACAGAGGGAGCCUGGCUGUGGGUGCCAGCUGUGCCCUGGCUGGGCCCACGUCUCCUGGUGUCCCCUCCAUUUUCUAUGAGCAGGCUGAGCUCAUCUUUGGGCUGUCAACUUGGCACUAACCUCUGGGGGCAGCGACUACCCAGUGCCGCAGGCAGGAUGGGAGACAGUGCUGCUCACUGGCCUGGCCAUUAUCUGUGGGCAGAGGGCAGGCCCAGAGAAGCAUGCGCCAUCGGGCAUGUUGGUGGGGGGUGGAUGGGACCAACUGUGCAUCUGCUGCCCCACACCCUGGGUCCCAGGCAGGCCUGCACUCCACCAGCCUAGGGCUGGCCUGAGUUCCAGUUGCCCCCGGCUCCCUUUCUUUGUGGACCUGCGUGCAGCAAGCGUCCUAAGGUUCAUUGGCCCGGGGUGAGGCAGCCUCUCCCUCCUCCCUCCGCUGGCAGAGCUCAGGGCUGCACAGGCUUGCUGGGUGGGGGUCUUGUGAGGGAAGGAGAGUUCCACCUGUAGGUGGCUGAGUGUAGCCAGAGGGUCGACUCACAGCUGAAGCAGGUGCAGUGGGCUUGGCCUGAGCUGGGCACUGAGGCUGCGGAGCAGGAAAGCAGCCUCCACUCCUGGGUGUGGCGCAACGGGGACAGACCCUGGUCUGUGCUGCAAUGGCCCCAGCUUCCCCUUUGCUGAGCCUGCUGAGCCCAGCCAGGGCCUUCGGGAACAUUCCAGGAACUCACAGCCCCACAGGGAGGUAACAGGUGGCUGCGAUCGUGCAGACCAGGUUCAGACCUACUUUGAGCCGGGCCAGUCCGCUGGGUGCUGCCCUCCCCAUGGAGCUUAGAUCCUGGCUCCCUGUCCCUCCUGCCUCCACACGCCCCGCUGCCCUGGCCUCCUCUCUCUCCUCCUCUCAAGGCUCAGCCAGAAACAUAGAACCACACUGCAGGGCCCUGUAGCAGUGCCCCUGGGCUGCCGGGUGGGAUGGAGGGUGUCGUCUGGGGGCUGUGAGGCCUGGGAAGCAAUGUCCCCCACCCCUGCCAUACACCAGCGUCGCCCACCCCUUCUCUAAGCUCCCUGGACAGCCCAGAGCCUCAUGCCACAGGUGCGGGGGACAUUUCCUUAGGUCCCUCCAGUCUGGUUCACAGCUGCUGUGGGCUGGCCCUCGUGUCUGAAGCCACCUGAGCUGCCCAAUGCACUUUGCUGUGUAUGUCACGUGUAGGAAACUGAGGCCCUUGCUGCGGCAGUGCCAGCUCUGGUGUCAGCAGGAGCCCUGCUCCCUCCUGGAGGAGUCCCCACUUUUUAGCCCACACUCCUACUGGGUCCCCAGGCCCCCAAUCUCCCUGGGGAGAUUAGGGUGCUGUUCCCCUGGCUGCCUCCCAGGGAGCCCUCAAGCUGCCCCACCACCCCCACGCCCACCAGGUUCGGGGCUCCCCUGACCACCAUUUCCAGUCUAGGCCGCCUGUGCCUGACUCAGCCUCAGCUCCCUGGGCCUGUGCUGCAGGCAGAGGUGAGCGGGAGCCUUGUCAGAGGUCUCAACAUGUCCCCUACUUUGGUGUCAGGGCUGUGAGGGAAGGUCUGGACCCCAGGAUCUGAGGACGCUUUUCCACAGCGCCUCCUCCUAGGGCUCGGAACCCAUCCUGCUCUGGACCUCACCUGCUCCGAGUUCCCAGAACCACAUGCAUGUUGCUGCAAAGCCAGGCACAGAAGGGGCCUCUGGUCAAGCGAGGCAUGACCCCAGACAAGGGCGGUGUCCGCUUUCACGCCCUGGGCUCCCCUCUCCUGCCCAGGGACCACUGAACCCGGACGGUGCCAGCUCCCCACCCCCACCAGCCCAUGGUGCUGCGGUCUGUGGCUGUGUGGUCAGGACUGGGUUUGGCUAAAUGUAAGAGAAAACCUGAAUGAACGGAAGUUGAAAGGAGACUGUUUAUUUUCUCUUUGUGACGGAAUUCUGGCUGGUGGCAGCCCUGGGCAGUUUUGAGACCUUCACUGGGCCUGAAGACCCAGCUCCCGGCUCUCUGUGCUGCACCAGGCCUGGGCAGGCCUCAG
Messenger RNA from Callithrix jacchus (white-tufted-ear marmoset), 5161 nucleotides. RefSeq names its product NK1 homeobox 1 (gene NKX1-1). Lineage: Eukaryota; Metazoa; Chordata; Mammalia; Primates; Cebidae. The record is from RefSeq and is a predicted model, not a curated record. Gene Ontology annotation, molecular function: RNA polymerase II cis-regulatory region sequence-specific DNA binding; DNA-binding transcription factor activity, RNA polymerase II-specific. Gene Ontology annotation, cellular component: nucleus. Gene Ontology annotation, biological process: regulation of transcription by RNA polymerase II; cell differentiation.